Messenger RNA from Tachyglossus aculeatus (Australian echidna), 8068 nucleotides. It is a transcript of the gene ADCY1, whose product is annotated as adenylate cyclase 1. NCBI's taxonomy places the organism in Eukaryota, Metazoa, Chordata, Mammalia, Monotremata, Tachyglossidae. The coding region runs from base 1 to 3285 and encodes 1094 amino acids. The transcript is spliced from 21 exons. Gene Ontology annotation, cellular component: plasma membrane. Gene Ontology annotation, biological process: cAMP biosynthetic process; intracellular signal transduction; adenylate cyclase-activating G protein-coupled receptor signaling pathway. The record is from RefSeq and is a predicted model, not a curated record. Gene Ontology annotation, molecular function: adenylate cyclase activity.
AUGGAGGGGCCGCCGGGCCGGGAGCGGGACCGGGACCGGGGCCGGGAUCGGGAGCGGGAGCUGGAUCCGGACCGGGAUCGGGAGCGGGACCGGGAGCUGGAUCGGGGCCCGGCCCCCGCCGCCUGCGAGGACGGCUUCGACUGCCCGGAGCUGGAGUCCCUGUUCGAGCGGUACAACGUGCGGCUGGAGCAGCGGGCGGCCCUGAAGGCGCUGGGCGUGCUGUGCGCCCUGACGGCCGGCCGGGCCCUGGCCGCCCUGCUGGCCGCCGGGCCCGGGCUGACGGUGGCCCGGGGCUCGCAGCCCGCGCACUGCCUGGUCUUCGCCGGCCUGCUGGUGGCCGUGGCCCAGGCCAAGUACCUGCGGGUGGCCCAGCUGAGGCGGCUGGCCCGGCUGGCCCUCCUCUUCUGCUUCACCUUCGCCGUCCUCUGCUGCCCCUUGGGCCCGGCGGUGGGGGGCCCUGCGGGGGCGGGGGUCCCGGCAGCGGGGGUCCCGUCCCGCGGGCUGUGGCCGCUGCUGCUGGUCACCUUCGUGUCCUACGCGCUGCUGCCCGUGCGGACCCCGCUGGCCGGGCUGUUCGGGCUGCUGGCGGCCGGCUCCCACCUGGUGCUCACGGCCGCCUCCGCCUCCCACCUGGUGCUCACGGCCGCCUCCGGCCCCGCCGACCCCCAGCGGCUCUGGAGGACGCUUGGGGCCAAUGCUCUUCUUUUUGUCAGCGUAAACCUGUAUGGGGUCUUUGUGAGGAUUUUGACGGAAAGAGCUCAGAGGAAAGCUUUUCUGCAGGCCAGAAACUGUAUUGAGGAUCGACUGAGGCUGGAGGAUGAAAAUGAAAAACAGGAGCGCCUACUGAUGAGUCUGCUGCCGAGGAAUGUUGCCAUGGAAAUGAAGGAAGAUUUCCUGAAGCCACCCGAGAGGAUAUUCCACAAGAUUUAUAUUCAGAGGCAUGACAAUGUUAGCAUUUUGUUUGCAGACAUUGUGGGCUUCACUAGCUUGGCGUCCCAGUGCACUGCUCAAGAGCUGGUGAAGCUUCUGAAUGAACUCUUUGGGAAGUUUGAUGAACUAGCCACAGAAAACCACUGCAGGCGAAUAAAAAUCCUAGGUGACUGUUACUACUGUGUAUCAGGACUGUCCCAACCCAAAGCAGACCAUGCUCAUUGCUGUGUUGAAAUGGGUUUGGAUAUGAUUGACACCAUCACAUCGGUAGCAGAGGCCACGGAAGUCGACCUCAACAUGCGAGUGGGUUUGCACACGGGACGGGUCCUGUGCGGUGUGCUGGGCCUUCGAAAAUGGCAAUACGAUGUCUGGUCGAAUGACGUGACGCUCGCCAACGUAAUGGAAGCCGGAGGAUUACCUGGAAAGGUUCAUAUCACAAAGACCACAUUAGAGUGCCUGAAUGGGGAUUAUGAGGUCGAGCCAGGUUGUGGGCACGAAAGAAACAGUUUCCUGAAGAAGCAUAAUAUUGAAACAUUUUUCAUUGUGCCAUCUCAUCGAAGAAAGAUCUUCCCAGGGCUAAUUCUCUCAGAUAUAAAGCCGGCCAAGAGGAUGAAGUUCAAAACUGUCUGCUACCUACUAGUCCAGCUGAUGCAUUGUCGGAAGAUGUUCAAAGCCGAGAUCCCGUUCUCUAACGUCAUGACGUGUGAGGAUGAUGACAAGAGGAGAGCACUGAGGACAGCCUCUGAAAAACUCAGGAAUAGAUCUUCAUUUUCUACAAAUAUGGUACACAACACUCCGGGAACUCGCGUGAACAGAUACAUCGGUCGUUUGAUAGAGGCUCGGCAAACGGAAUCUGAAAUGGCGGACUUGAAUUUCUUCACCCUGCAGUAUAAACACACUGACCGUGAACGUAAAUAUCACCAGCUUCAGGAUGAGUAUUUCAUCAGUGCCGUAGUUCUUUCGCUGAUUCUAACUGCUCUGUUUGGCCUUCUUUACCUUCUAAUAAUUCCACAGAAUACCAUAGUCCUUGUCCUCCUGGUGUUCUGCAUCUGUUUUCUUUUGGCUUGCAUUAUGUAUCUACAUAUCACAAGAGUGCAGUGUUUUCCAGGAUGCCUGACGAUUCAAAUCCGUACCACUUUGUGUAUUUUUAUUGUGAUCCUAAUUUAUUCCUUGGCUCAAGGAUGUGUGGUGGGUUGUAUGCCUUCGGUUUGGAAUAGGAAUUCCAGCACUUCCAUAGUUAUCAUUUCCCCGGAAGGCAAAAAUGAAACAAUGAAUGAGCUUCCCUGCAAUACUGUUCAUUACGCCUUCCUCUCCUGUGUUGUGGGGACUUUGACCCUGGCAAUAUUCCUUCGGGUCUCUUCGCUGCCCAAAAUGAUCCUUCUGUUUUGCUUUACAAUUUUGUCCAUACUCGUUCUGGAACUCAGCGGGUUGAGAAAAGCGCUGGGGGAAAGCUCCAAUUACAUGCAUGGCUAUGAACCUAUUUUAGCUAUUUUGCUGUUUUCCUGGGCUCUGGUUCUCCAUUCCCGGCAAGUCGACUUGAAGUUACGUCUGGACUACCUCUGGGCUGUGCAGGCAGAAGAAGAGAGAGAUGACAUGGAAAGAGUCAAGCUGGAUAAUAAAAGAAUACUCUUCAAUCUUUUGCCAGCCCACGUGGCCCAGCACUUCCUUAUGUCCAAUCCAAGAAACAUGGACCUUUAUUACCAGUCCUAUUCACAAGUGGGGGUGAUGUUUGCUUCCAUCCCAAAUUUCAACGAUUUCUACAUUGAACUGGAUGGCAAUAACAUGGGAGUGGAGUGUUUACGCCUCUUAAAUGAAAUUAUUGCUGAUUUUGAUGAGCUCAUGGACAAAGAAUAUUAUAAGGACCUAGAAAAAAUCAAGACAAUCGGAAGUACCUAUAUGGCAGCCGUAGGAUUAGUCCCAACCACAGGAACUAAGGAAAAGAAGUCUAUUCAUUUCCAACUGAGUACACUGGCUGAUUUUGCAAUCGAGAUGUUUGAUGUCCUUGACGAAAUCAAUUAUCAGUCUUAUAAUGACUUUGUCCUCCGUGUGGGCAUUAAUGUUGGGCCAGUAGUGGCAGGAGUCAUUGGUGCCCGAAGACCACAGUAUGAUAUCUGGGGAAACACUGUAAAUGUUGCCAGCAGAAUGGAUAGUACUGGAGUGCAGGGGAAAAUUCAGGUGACUGAAGAAGUUCAUAGACUCUUAACAAGAUGCAGCUACGAGUUCACCUGCAGAGGAAAAGUCAGCGUAAAAGGAAAAGGUGAAAUGUUGACCUACUUCCUGGAAGGAAAGAAAAACGGAAUCAAUUCUCAAACCACGUCUUUAAACUUAGAAGGCAAAACCCUUAACUCUUCCUGAGUUUGAGAAGACAUGAAAUCUGAUUUCUUUGAAACUCUCUUGUUUUACCGGCAUAAUAGCUACGGAGCACGAAAAGCGUUGUACGGAGCACGAAAAACAUUGUGGAGCAUCACUUUGAGGAAAGAAAGGUCCAGUUCUUCCCUGAACACAAGCCACAUCCCAGGUGUAAAUUAGACUCUCACGAAUGCAGCAUUAACUCAUUUAGUUCACGGUAUUUAAAGACUCUAAGCGCUUAGAACAGUGCUUUGCACAUAGUAAGCGCUUAAUAAAUACCAUUAUUAUUAUUAUUAUAAGGAGUCCAAAAGAGUUCAUGCAGAUUCUACAGGUGCCAAAUAUACCCUCAGGUGGUAGUUUUCACACUGGGAAGCUCAGGCAUGAUUCUGUCCCCUGAGGGCAGGGAUCAUGUCUACGAACUCCGUCGUACACUCCCAAGCACUUUGUACAGUGCUCUGCACGCGGUGAGCACUCAGUGAAUACCAUGGGUUGAUUGGUUGAUGUUUUCCCAUCUCACCGGCCCAGAUACUCACAACUUCAUUUUCAACUUUAUGUGUUGUUCUGGUGGAAGGAGUUGGUUGAUAAAUACGUCCCCUGAAAUAUGUCAGCCUCAAUUGCUGGAUACACCAGUAAGCAAUCUGUAAAAAUAUUUGGAUUCUUAGGAUUACUUGCCUGUAGCUGACAAGAGUAAACCCGUCCUUCAUCAUCAGUAAUUUCAAAUUCCAUACAUUUCCCAUUGGAAAAAGAGCACUAUUUAGCCAUAAUGUUCUUUCAAGUUUUGUAUCGCAGUGAUAAGCAACAUUUUUUUAAUUUGUGAUAAAAUCGUAUUAUCUUUGCCUUAUUUAUUUUUAAAUGUGUACAGUGUCAAUGUACAACGUUGGCCUUUCAUGUACUAUUCACUUUAAAGGAUUUAUUGUAAGAGUUUUGUAAAUACUUUGCCUAUUAAGGGUUACUGCAUGUACACUUGUACAAAAAUCAUGUGAGAGGCACAAUUUUUAUCAGAAUGUCAAUGGUUUUUCUAACAGAUUUUACAUGUGCAUGAAGACUAUGAGCCCUUUGAAGAUGGCUGUCCUUUAUUCUUCUUUUGACAAGCUACUGCAUGCCACUCAUGCCUGACUUCAGUAACCCAACAAAAUAGAACUUACGAGUAAAAUGCUAAGUGUUUGGGCAUGUCACUUUGACACAGUUUUUCCCCCUAAAUGCAUGUGAGUCCAACAGAGUAACUCAAAACAAAGACACUAACCAAGACGAGAGCUAUAGCCAAAUGCUCACAUUUUGCCAAAAACAGUGCUGUAAGAUCCACAUUAUUUCAAGUGCAAAAUCCAUCUCUGCUACCUUUAUGCCUUCAAUCAUUAGAUGCAAAAACUUGUACUGAAGCUAUAAUACAUGAGUGGAAAUAGUAAUUACCCAUUGGCCGAAGUUCAGUAAGCAUUCCAGAAGACACAGUGAAUUCGUCCUUUGACCUUAUCAAAGAAGGAAGUGGUAACAUUCCCCGAGAAAGUCUUUUUCUUGAUGGGGUGACAAUUAUUAGGUCUCAAAUACACAACGGAAACAUUUUGCAAAUUCACACACCCACACACAUGCUGCUGACAGGAUGUACGCCGGGACAGAUUCUGGCCUUCAGUAAGCACAAAUCCCCUUGAAUUUAAUAAGAAUUUGCCUAUCUGAGUUCCAAAUCUGGAUCACAGCCUUCGUUUUUUAGCCUUUUAUCUGUGACUCUGCUUUGGAAGACUAUCAUUUGAAGGGGUCAAGACCUCUAGAGUUAACUUCCCACCUCCCUUCCAGUGAUUCUUUUAAGCUUUCCAUUUGCAUUUGAUUUUUAAUCUUUACUUCUCUUUAUGCCACUCUGUGAACUACUGAAAACCCUGUCACAUGCGUGCAUGCACACACACAAACACACAGACACACACAACCAAGAUAUUAUGAGAACAGUGGAAUUUAAAGGAGCAAGAAAAACCCAGAGUGUGCGUAACUCAGUUAUUAGGAGUUGAACCAAAAUAGUUUGUUUAAUCCAUCAUAAAAGCUCUAAAUAUUUUGUUUCCUGGAAAAAAGAACAUAAUGAACCAUAGUUUCCUCAGAACCUAAAUGACUGCCUGUUAAUAAGUUGGGCAUUUUUUUUUAGCCCAUUAGCAGUACUCCCCUAAAUGGCGCUCUUGCAUGUAAGCUGAAAGAAUGAAUGACUAUAUGCCUCUAUAAAAAUGUAAUGUAAAUCAAGGACUUAGGGGCCCAGGGAGAAUCAAGCCCAACUUGUAUUUAGGUUUCUUAAAUCAAAUGUAUUUUGGGGAUUUUCCAGUUCUGCUGUAAGACAAAGUCACUGGGUAACAAAGAAAAGAUGAUUACUCAUCAAAAAAGAUAGUCAAUAACCCAGUGCAGAAUUGAGCGAAAUGUGUACUUUAAUAAUGAACAACUUGUUGGCCCCAAAUUAGAAAUUGCAUUUUUUUGGUUGUCAGCAUUUUCCUCUUGGUAUCCCAAGCUAAUUCUCUACUUUGGUCUCCUUCAGUUUUGUUGUCUCAAAAUGUAAUAUAAUCUGAUCUGAUCUGAAGCACUGGGCCACUGGAAAUCGAAACACAAAUUAAGGUGAUGGUGCGGGCCAUAAAGGGGAGGGAACUUGUAAAACAUAACAUAUGUGACCCCAACGAGAAGGUGGGUGAUCAGAUGGAGAGUUGGGGGGAAAGGUGCAGAAACAGUUCCAUUUGUCUCUUUCUGUUUUUGUUCUCUUUGGUACAGGGAAUUAUUACGUCCUAUAUUACCAGGUUAAGAGAUAUUAAGGAGGGAAAGUUUUUAGUUGCUCAGUUAUUCGGCAAAAGAUCAAAAUGAUGUCUCUGAUGAUUCAGGAGGAGCGGCGCUCUUCAGCAGCGAUUUUUGGGGGUUUUGUCUUCUACUGAUUUCUCACACUCGUACCAAGAUACGCAUUGAUGCCCACGCUUUCACAUCGUGUUAGUACCCAAUCCUCUGCAUCUAUCCCGGACAUGUUUCAUGCUGAAAGCAGUUUUGAAAAAUUCAAGUUAGCAAAUGAAAAUGAUUGGAGAGUCAUAAGAGACUCUCUCUCCCUCUCUGAAAAUUAGAAAUAGCUGUCUGCAGUAUUUCUGUUUCACUUAAAGUAAAUAAUAGGUAUCCAAUACUAGAGAUAUGCUAGAACCACAAUAGCAAAGAGUAUUCGAAGAAUAUUGAACAUGUAAAAGCAUUAAAAGGUACACUCUAUGCCUUUCUAGACUUAUAGGUAUCAUGUCGCUGUGUUGCUUAACAUGGAUUGUAUGACGAAGAGUGCUAGAAAGAUGAUUUUCUUAAUUGUGCAAAUCACCUCAACAGCUGUUUUGUCAAUAUUGAUUUUGCAUCCCUUUCUGAAAAUUGAAUAUUACAAAUUAUGAGGUUUUUGUUGUGAAAGUUGCAGUUGCUUUGUUUGUGAAAAGAGGUAGGAUUUCAAAAUACCCCAUUAUGUUUUUCCACUCUUCAGAGCUGAUCUUUGGUCUCCCUAAAAGAUGAACAGUAGCUACCAAACACUGCAGUUAGUCUUCAAAAUUGGAUGAUACGGUAAUUUUACCGCUCUCCGACCGUUUUUGAUUAUUUUGUUUAUCUUUUGUUAAAUGGGUCAUUGCACUUCAGUCGUUUUGGAGGAAAAGGAUGCCAUUGGUAUUCAUAAGAAAUUCAAAGUGAAUUUCUUCAUUUCGAAAAGAUAGCCAUUUUUGUCCUAAAAUUAACAUGUUGAACAAUGUAAUUUUUGAGUUAUUUAAGGUGUUAUGGACAGUGCAGACUGGCUACUUCAGUGAAAAGGGUGGCAACGCUCCCCCAGCAUGGGUGUGACUCCUUUCCGGAUAAGGUAGCAAUACUACCCUUUGUAAUAUAGGUUCCUUGUGGGCAGGGAACUUGGCUACCAACUUUGCUAUACUGUACUCACCCAAGCACUGAGUUCAGUGCUCUGCACUGACUGAUUGAUUGAUAAUAUAGAAUUAAAAGUCAGAAUGGUUUAAAAAGGGAAAACCAAUCCCCAUUUGCGUGUCUCAACAGACAGUCAAUCAAUCACAUUUACUGAGCGCUUACUGUGUGCAGAACACUGUACUAAGCCCCCGGGAGAGUACAAUGCAAUAAUAAACAGAAACAUUCCUGUCUACAACGAGGGGAAGACAGACAUUAAUAUAAAGACAAUCUGAAGCAGUGUGCUGAGCUGUUUUAUCCAUGAUGACGCUUCAUGGAUCAUAUCCACCAGAAAAUUGCUCCACAUUGCAGGCACCUGAUACUAAAUUCUUCAUUACUUCUUGUCUUGUAACUUUUUUGACCUGUGAUUGGUAUGUGAAAGCAACCUUUUUGGUUCACAGAUGAUUCAGGCAAGAGAAGAUUUGAUUUGUAUUUUUGAGAUUUUUACUUUUUUUUUCCCUGACUUACCCAGAUUAUGGUGCCAGGUAGAAUCUAAUUCUAUGUUCUAAAUUUGUUUUGAUUCAUUUCAUGAAACCUAAAGUUAGGUCUGCCCCUCUGAGACUGAGGUGUCAAGGUGUCAAAGUUAUGGUUGUUUUGUUUAUGAAAGGAGGUAGGAUUUCAAAAUACCCAAUUAUGUUUUUCCACUCUUCAGAAAUGGUCUUUGGUCUCACUAAAAGAUGAACAAUAGCUACCAACCACUGAAUGGAUUGUGAAGUAAUUUUACUGCUCUCCAACCAUUACUGAUUAUUUCGUUUAUCUUUCGGUAAUGUGUCAUUGCACUUCAGUCAUUUUAGAGGAAAAGGAUGCCAUUAGAAAUUCAUAUUAAAUUUAUUCAUAUCAUUCAUUCAUUCAAUCAUAUUUAUUGAGCGCUUACUGU